Messenger RNA from Drosophila hydei, 866 nucleotides. RefSeq names its product neo-calmodulin. The transcript has a single exon. NCBI's taxonomy places the organism in Eukaryota, Metazoa, Arthropoda, Insecta, Diptera, Drosophilidae. Gene Ontology annotation, molecular function: enzyme regulator activity; calcium ion binding. Bases 67 to 522 code for a protein of 151 amino acids. The record is from RefSeq and is a predicted model, not a curated record.
AAAAUUUAUUAUAAAUAGACAUAAACAUAUUUAACUAGUUUCAAAAAUCUAUUGAAAAACUAAAAAAUGGAGGCCACAGGAUUUACAUUGAACGAGGACCAAAUGAACGAAGUACGUGAUGCAUUCGGAGUGUUCGAUCCGCAGAAUACAGGGAAAAUAACGGGAAAACAAAUGGGCCUCGCAAUGCGUACGUUGGGCUAUUGCCCAACCGAAGCGGAGCUGUACGAUCUGAUCGAGGAGAUCGACGUAGAUGGCGAUGGCGAUAUCGAAUUUAUCGAAUUCCAAAUGAUGAUCACCAAACGCAUGGAAGGCCUGACCAAAAUUGAGAAUCUAAGAGCCGUAUUCAAGCUGAUCGAUCGCGAUGAAGAUGGCUUUAUAGCGCUUGGCGAAAUGCGCAAUGUUAUGCACAAUAUGGGCGAAAGGUGUUCCGAAGAGGAGUUCAAUGAAAUGAUGAAAGAAAUCGAUGCCGAUAACGAUGGAAAGAUCAGUUUUUCUGAGUUUGUGAAUGCCGUCAGGAAUUGAGAGAUCGGUAGAAAAAGAGAGAGGGAGAACUUUAAAUUAUGGAUUAGUUAAAUACAGAAAAUACAUAAGCUCCAAAUAUUUGAUAUACAAUAUCAGCUUGAGAUCGGUUGUGAUAAGUUAAAAUAAUCCAAGAGAACGCUUUUGGUUGGAUUCUCUAAAAAAGUUAUUAUAUUUUAGACAUUUCAGUCUAUUGAGUAGAAGUUCAAUAAGUUGAAGAGACAAACUGUUGCGGAAGAUGAAGACUGGAGAGUAAUACGUCAAGUCUUGAGAGACCUUUUGGUGGCUUUUUUAUUAGAGUUUAAAUUUAAAAGUUCUACAUGAAAAAAGUAGUUAUCUAUAAAAUU